Molecule: messenger RNA, 4970 nt
Organism: [Torrubiella] hemipterigena
Lineage: Eukaryota; Fungi; Ascomycota; Sordariomycetes; Hypocreales; Clavicipitaceae
Source: the annotation of a GenBank genome assembly
CCGCCGCCAUCAUCACCAGCAGACUCGACAACACAACGCUGGCAGCAUUGAAAUAACACAUUAAACAAAUUCAACACAGUACAGACGACACAGUUAAAGCUAGCGACCGGGUAUUUGCACCACAUUCAGCCACGUUUUCGCCUGCACCGACGAUGCGCACGACCUCGUGAUCCCGGACGAUCCCAUCACAAAUGAGCAGCCUCUGGUCCUCCAAGCCGCUCGAGAAAGAGUCAGAGCCCGAGAUGGAGCAGGAGUCUGUGGAAUUCGAAGAUCCGGUGCCUGUAGCCGAGCCAGUCGAGAUGACGGAGGCGGAAGAGAAUGCUGAGCUUGCCCCCUCCGCCCCUCAGAGACCGCUCCUACGCCGCGACGUUGCGCAGCCUCUGCCUGAAAACGAUGCCUCCCAAGAAGAACCGCCCUUGCAGCGAUUACCAGCACUAGCGAUGCAACUUCCCAACGACCCCGGUUCCGACUCUCUGUCGCUGGCGCAGCUGCGACAGAUUGUGGGCCAGGUGAACAAGGUCGAGCCGCUGAUUUACGACUUCGACUACGCCGACACGGGGCCGCACGCCGAGGAGAUUGAUGAGUGGUUUGCAUACCAGUUUUGGCAGUGGGUGAGGCUUAAUGCUGCCCAAAAGGCGUUUGAGUGGCACUGGACGCACGACUCUGGCGCUGGACCCGACGCUACCUGGGACGAUGCUGACCACGAGACACGCGCACGCUUCGUCAAGACGGCUAUUGCAGGCGUCCAGUCGAGUGAUACAACGAAACGGUCGGCAUCGAUUGGAAUAAUCGUGUAUCUUGUUCUUGGCCGGUGGGGCGAUACGGCUAUGCCCAAUGCUACAGACGGUGAGAGCCGGUCGAUAGCUAGCAUUCCGCAACUACAGGCAAUUAAGGCUGGUGUGGAGUGUUUGACAUCGCUUGAAGGUCUGCCUGUUAUUUGGGCCGCCUUGCGAGCAGCCUUUGAGCUGCAGUGGACUGGCGAUACCCAGCAGGGGACGGCGCAGGAGACACAAGACGAAUUGAUGAACCUCAUGACUAUUAUGUAUAUCACACUGCAAGAAACCCUAAACGACCCUGAGGACAUGUCUUCAUCCUAUGGCAUCCUAUUAAACUUGAAGCCGUCGUUGGUGGAUUAUAUGAUGCUGACAACUUCGAAACUGCGAUGGGACGAGCAAAAUGUCAUGCCUCAGACACAAAUUCUUCUCUUAUUCUGGAAGUCUGUCCUCUUGGUAUUUGGCGGCAGCGAGGACCUCGAGAGAGUCAAGGAAGCAACCAGCGAAAUCACCGACGACAACCAAAAUAAGGAAACCAUUACGGCGUCACCGCUUGAUUACCAUGUCUUUCGUCAGGAAAUCACAUCGAAAUACCCAGCCUACGUUCCACCCCAGCCCGCCCUCCCCAUCGAACCCGAAAACGCAUCCAUCUUGCCGCCUCGUCCUAACCAACACACCCGCAGUAAUGGAGCAAACGGUGUUCUGCCUCCAGCCCCAAACACACAGGGAGGUGGUGCAUCGAUUCUUACACAGCCUGUCCACAUCGCAACGCCGGCUCCGUCACCACCACCAUCACCAGGCGUCGGUGGAAAGGGAGGCAAGAAACAGAACUACCAGACCAACCAAAACUUCCCCUUCAUGUAUCCGCCCUUGGAUGCCACUAGUAACAGCGCUGGCGGAAAGGGUAUGGCGGCUUUACAAGAAACUCUAGUGAAUCGCCGCUGGGAGGGAAGCGACAUUCCCGCGUCCAUUCUCGAGGCGGGUCAGCUAUUCUCUACCCGAGUAAGAAUGACUCGAUCGUUGCGGCAACUCUGGGACGAGAGAGAAAAGUUUCUCAAAUAUGAGCGAGGCUGGGAGGAUGAAGACGACGACGAUAUUAUCCCUGAGCUUGACUUGAGCGAACUAAGCAUUGAAGAGCAACAGAUUCUCAAGUCGUUCAAAUCCGAGGAACUCCGGAAGCCAGAUGUUCCUGUUACAGCCGAGGAAGCUGUCGAUUACGGACCAAAGCCCGAGUGUCUCUCUGACAGAGACAAGCAGCGACUGCUGGCGAUUGAAGACUUCUAUCGCGAGGCUCUGCCCCAUUUGCAAUCCCUCGUGAUAGUCCUGCUACGACCCAUAUUUGUCAAUGUAACUGCCCUAGUAACCGCCCAACAGGCAGCACAAAGCCAGAGUGGACGGCCAAACAGCGGCCCUAACGGAGGUCUGCGGUCUCAACACGAUAGCCAGAAUAGCCAGCAAGACGUUCCCGAACCAUCCCCAGAAGAGGUUGACGCAGCACGAACACGAGAAAUUACAGCCAAGGCUAUGAGCGGCACGUUGAUUCUUCUAUUGAAAUGGCUGCGCCUUUCUCACAUCUUGAAGUUUGAGUACAUGACUCAGCUCCUGCUGGAUUCUAAUUACAUCCCGCUCGUGCUGAAACUGUUUGCCCACCAGGAUAUCCAGCAGGUUGUGGACAGCAAGAUGGAUCGCGUCGAAAACAGCUUCUUUCAGUUUUGCAAUCUGCGGUCCAAGUUUAAGGAUCGGACCGACAGUGACAACGAGAAUGAAGACGAUGACGACGAUGCGGAUGAAGACUUGGAGAAGCAGCAAAACGAGGAUAAUUCGGCAGCUGAUGCAGAGGCUGCUGAAGAGAGCGAGGAUGAUGCCGCCCCUCCUCCCAUCAAGCGCCGCCGCUCUCCGCCACCAGCCGAUGAGGACAUGCCUGAUACCGAUGCUGAGGCCGACACAGACACAGCCAGCGAAGCACCAGCGCGACCUGAGGUUGACGAGCUAGGCUACCCGCUGACAUCGCAGCCCAUUGACCCCAUCACCGACUUUUCAUGGCGCAACUUUUUCUCCCUGAUCAACUACCUGCGCGUAAUGCAAAAAGUGUGCAAAAACAAGGCGCACCGCAACCUGCUUCUAGUGCAGUACAAGUCGUCCACGAUUCUGCGCAAAUCCCUACGUGUUCCACAGCCCGAACUGCGUCUCUACACCCUGAAGCUGUUCAAGAACCAGGUACCAUACUGCGGCCGCAAGUGGCGCCAGUCCAACAUGCGCGUCAUCACCGCCGUGUACCUGCACUGCCGCCCAGAACUUCGCGACGAGUGGCUCGCGGGUAGUGACAUUGAUGCCGAGGUGGACUCGGCGCUGCCGCUUGAGCAGGCGCUGCGUGGACUGACGCACUGGCUCAAUGCGAGACGGUACCCGGAUAAGGUUGCUGGCGAGGAGGUGCGUGCUGCGCUCAAGGUCGAGCAUGAUUUCUUCACGAGGGAGCUGGAGAAGAUGGAUAUGGACUGGGCAGAUCUUGCGGGCGAUGAGAUGAGUGAGGCAGAUGGUAUGGAUGGGUGGUAGAGAGAGAGUACAUAUAGGCAUGGAAGGAGUAUGUUUCUUUUUUUUUUUAUUAUCACAGACAGAAAAGACGUGUUUUAUUUUCAUCAUUAUGCGUUCAUUAUGUACUAUGUGCAGGUUUGGUCCCAAAGCGAUGUCUGGCUUCACCGCGGGGUAUCUAUCGUUUAUGUGGCAAAAUAUUCAACUCCAAUCUAAAUGCGCAACCAAAAAAACAAUCAAAAUCAAGAGAGAUUAUCCAACAUGAUGGACAUUUACUGGCGGUCGUAGAUGCCGUCUGUGUAGUGGUAGUUUCGAGGCGGCGUAGCCGAUGUGUUAGGCACUGGUGUGUGUGCUAUGGGCAUAUAGGGUUGCUGGUAGGCGGAUGUCGGUGAACGUGGGUAGGGCAGAGGAGUAGGUGUAUUUUGGGGGUAAGUCUCGCCAACGGGAGAGUGGCGUAUCUGGGAGAGCGGUGAGAUGACCGGCGAAGGUGGGCGGUUGAUGUGGUAGGUAGGGCUGGACGUCGAGACGCCUAGAUCGCUGUGAUACGGUCUCAUGUGUGCAUCUUCGGCGUUGUUGUAUGGUCGUUGAGAGGUGCCCAGGUCACUAUCAUACGGCCGGACUGGCGAGGUGCCAUGGUACGGGCUUGUAGUGGUGCCCAAGUCGCUGUCAGAGGGUCUGAUUGGGGAGUUGUUGUCAUAUGCUCUGACGGGAGAACUGCUAUGAUACGGCGAGGAAGCCAUGACAACGUCGCCGUGGUACGGGCUCGACGCUAUAGGGCUCGAAGUGUUCAUGUUGAGGGCGUCGGGGCUGUGGUAAGCGCUGCCGUAGCCCGUCUCAAUCUUGUUGUACGGCGACUCCAUGCCCACAGCCGUUGUAUCUGUGUUGUGGCUUGCACGGUUGUUGGGCUCAUUGACUUGCAGCUGGUCCGGGUGCGUGUGCUCGGGGAGCAUGUUGGCCGGGUUGACUGCCAUGGGGCUAUGACGGGCGCCAAAGAGGCGAGCAAAGAAGCCCGGCUUGCGGCCAGACUCGUCCGGGCCGUAGUACUGGUCGGGAUCGCCACGGGGGAAGCGGCGGCUGCGGUAGCGGCCACGGGCUAGGGCGAGCUCGGCGGCAAUGGAGAAGAUGAAGAAGAAGAUGGAGAGGAUGGACACGGCAAGACAGGCGGUUUCCAUCUUGCACGCAUUGUGGUCGCUUGGCAGACUGCUAAUGGUGCGGGUGGUUUUGUUAGGCGUGGUGUAUGGUGUAGUGACAUCGCCAGUGCAAGAGCCGGAGCCGUUCUUGUUGGCGACGGCGACAAAGAUGAAGGCGCAUGCAAACGCAAGAUCGAAGAGCAUGGCGAAGAAGGACAUCAAUGGUAGGCCGGCAACACAGCACGUCACGAGCAGCCCAAUGAUGGUGUAUAAGACUGCGGCACCAGCGAUACCUUCGACUGCUCGCAUGUUUUGUGAAAUGUCCAUCUUGUGGUCAGCCAGAGUGACGAGGAAGUACGAGUAUAGAGAGAGGACGAUGACGGCACAGCAGAGCUGGAGCCCGCGGAUGAGCCAUAAUAGCGUUUUGAGCCCGGCAGACAUGGCGGCAAAGUUUCGAGAAAGUCUGGGAUAUUGGUCGAAAGUUUUGGGGGCGGUAAAAUGGUACUGGAGUAUAUUUAUAUUGGCGAUUAGAGUUUGG